AUGGCUACAGCAGAGAAAAUCGUAAUAGCAGCGGGCUCGAUUUUAUCGCAAGACGAGAAUAAAAAUAAAAGUCCCGACACCGAUAUACCUAAUGCGUGUAUGAAGAAAGUAUUGUCGUCGAUAAAGUUGUCUUCGUUGAGCGUACCGGUAUUUACCGGCAAUUAUCAAGAAUGGGCAUCAUUUUAUGAUAUAUUUUUGGCACUAAUAGAUAACAAUAUGUCAUUAAUGGCGAUAGAAAAGUUUUUUUAUUUACGCGAAUCAUUAUCAGGCGAGGCAUUAAGUUCGAUUAAAUGUUUGGAAACAACAGCUAAUAAUUAUACCAUAGCAUGGAAAUCGUUAAUCACAUGUUACAAUAAUAAAAAGGUGUUGGUCCAAGCACAUGUAAAAGCGAUAUAUGAUCUCGAAACGGUGGACGGUGAUUCGGCGAAAAAAUUAAAGCAGUUUACAGAUGCACUGAUUGGACAUAUACGUGAUAGGUUAUGCUGUUAUGCAGAGGCGCUAGGUCAAGAGCCAAUAAAUUGA
Molecule: messenger RNA, 522 nt
Organism: Rhopalosiphum maidis (corn leaf aphid)
Lineage: Eukaryota; Metazoa; Arthropoda; Insecta; Hemiptera; Aphididae
Exons: 1
Coding region: 1-522 (173 amino acids)
Source: RefSeq, a predicted model, not a curated record